UUUUACGUCACACACCAUGGAUGGUUGGUUCUACUCCAUAUUGCAGUGACAAUCGAGGUACGAAAAAGGACCCAGAGGUUUUUAGCACGCUCAUUAAUAAAGAUGUCCGCUAAUAACCCCGUGCUGAACAGGUUGGAGCAAAGGACCAUGGAAGCUGACGAGAUUAUUGAAUACCUGAAGCAGCAAGUUCUCCUGCUGAAGGAAAAAGCCAUCUUGCAGGCCUCCAUUCGAGAGGAAAAAAAACUUAGAGUGGAAAAUGCUAAACUGAAAAAGGAUGUUGAGGAACUGAAAAAACAGCUGAUCGAGAAAGAAAAAAGUAAUGGAGUUAAACAGAUUGCAGUUCCUACAGCGGCUGCUGUCCAGUCCAGUUCCAAAGUGCUUGUCUCCGAAACUGUGAAACCAGCUACCUCCGCAGCUCCAGCAGUACUGGCCAACAAAGAAAAGGCUCAGAAAGAGAAUGAGGACAAGAAGAAGAAGAAAGGAGAAAACAAGAAGUCUAUAGGGGGGGAGGAUGACUCCAAGCCAGUUGACGUAACUCGGCUUGACCUGCGUGUUGGCAGGAUCAUGACGGCGAAGAAACAUCCUGAUGCUGAUUCUCUGUAUGUGGAAGAGGUAGAUGUGGGAGAAGCAACUCUCAGGACUGUCGUCAGCGGCCUAGUGAAACAUGUGCCCAUAGAACAGAUGCAAAACAGGAUGGCUGUACUCCUUUGCAAUCUGAAGGCUGCCAAGAUGAGGGGGGUAGUAUCGCAGGCCAUGGUGAUGUGUGCCAGUUCACCUGACAAGGUGGAGAUCCUUGACCCUCCCAGCGGAGCUGUACCUGGGGACAGGGUCACCUUUGAGGGCUUUCCUGGUGAACCUGACAAGGAACUGAACCCCAAGAAGAAGGUCUGGGAGCAGAUCCAGCCUGACCUCCGCACUGAUGGCCAGUGCGUCGCAACAUACAAGGGGGCAGCCUUUGAAAUCAAAGGCAAGGGGGUCUGCAAAGCUCAGACCAUGAGCAACAGUGGAAUUAAGUAAAAAAAAAAAAAAAAAAAAAAAAAAAAAAGGGGAGGUUUUACCUUCAACAACAAUUGAUGUGCCAGAAUAAAGGGGAUCCUCAAACUGGGGUUAAUGACUGUAGGUCAAGCACAAUAAAGAUUUUGAAAAUCCAAA
Messenger RNA from Polyodon spathula (Mississippi paddlefish), 1152 nucleotides. It is a transcript of the gene aimp1a, whose product is annotated as aminoacyl tRNA synthetase complex interacting multifunctional protein 1a. Gene Ontology annotation, molecular function: tRNA binding. The record is from RefSeq and is a predicted model, not a curated record. NCBI's taxonomy places the organism in Eukaryota, Metazoa, Chordata, Actinopteri, Acipenseriformes, Polyodontidae. The coding region runs from base 103 to 1017 and encodes 304 amino acids. The transcript is spliced from 7 exons.